AUGCCACGACGUCCAAUGCAAUCUCGAUUGGUAAGUGCAUUGCGUCCACAGUUAGAGCACUUUAAUAAAGAAGUAUACUGCAAAUUAUGGACACCUUUGGCAAUUGCUAUUGGUGUUAUAAAGGCCUUCAAGAAGCAUCUUACAGCUGACUUCAAAGCACGUCCAAUCCCCGAAUUUGCAAAACAUUUGAGAGGACAAGCUUUAGUCGACUACGUAAAUAAAGCCCAACCAUUUUUUAAGGCAAAGCUUCCCUCGAUGUCCUAUGAACAGCUCAAGUAUAGAAUAAUGGAUUGGAAGUAUAUAGAAACAUCUGAUCCAAUGAUAAGAGGCAAAGCCCCUGAAAUCGAAACGGAAAUUCCAGAAAGGUAAUA
This is a messenger RNA of Strongylus vulgaris, 371 nucleotides long. NCBI's taxonomy places the organism in Eukaryota, Metazoa, Nematoda, Chromadorea, Rhabditida, Strongylidae. The record is from the annotation of a GenBank genome assembly.